GUUCAACGAGAAGUGACCUGCAGCGAAAACAACGCCUCUAUUUUUUUCUCGAAUUAUAAAGUUGCUUUAACCACUGGAGAGUGACAUCAGUCCCCACAGACUGCACGAUGGUCAACCUCUGCUGCCUUUGCUGCGGUGAAAUCCCUCAACCCCGCCCCCCUCCGUCCGGCCAGCAGGGACCACCGCGGGAUCCCCGCUCCGUAAAGCAGCAACAGCAGCAGCCUGCUGGCUCCGGCCCAGGCGCUGUGGGGCUGAAGGAGGCACAGAAAAAAGAGGGAACAAACAGGGGGAGCAGAGUAAGUGAAUAAGAGGGUCUGAGUUUGCAACUGACAUGCGAAAAGUGCAGCAUGCUCUCUUCCGAUCUGGACCCUGCAGCGGAGGAUACAGCGGCCAGCGCUGCCAAUGAUGCUGAGGGAGAGGAGCAGGAGGAAGAGGAGGAGGACUCACCGGCCCAGAGUGAUGUCCUGGAGGAGGAGCAGCAUCCGAUGAAACAGUCUCUGGGUGCUUGUGUCUGCCGGGACUCCCACUGGCGCUGCCUGCUCCUCUCUCUGCUCAUGUACGGCUGCCUGGGCGUGGUGUUCUGGUGCCAGGUGACACGCGUCACCAAGAUCAGCUUCAACCCAGCUAUCACCUCUUCCUUCACGGCCUCCUUCACCUCUUCCCUACGUGGGGCCACAGGGAUGGGCAUUGGAGGACACUCGAUGAUCUACCAUGACAGUCCCUGCUCUGACGGCUACAUCUACAUCCCUCUGGCCUUCCUGCUCAUGCUCUACGUCCUUUACCUGGCCGAGUGCUGGCACUGCAGAGCCCGGAGCGAGCUGCAGGCCAAAGCUGACGUGGAGAGCGUGUAUGAGCGAGUUCUGCGGAUGCAACAGGCGCAACCUUGCAUUUGGUGGAAGGCGAUCAGCUACCACUUUGUGCGACGGACUCGGCAGGUCACACGAUAUCGUAAUGGUGACUCCUACACUACCACGCAGGUUUACCAUGAAAGAGUAAACACACAUGUAGCAGAAGGGGAGUUUGAUUUCAGCAGAUGUGGGAUGAAAGAUGUGUCUAGAGACCUUAAAGGUUUGGAGGGACAUUCAGCAACUCGGCUACGCUUCACAAAAUGUUUCAGCUUCACAGAGGCCGGUCCAGAAAAUGAUUACCUCAACCAGAGAGCGAGAUUCUUCUCUGAAAUCGAGGGUUUGGACGAUUACAUGGAAGCCAGGGAGGGGAUGCAGCUGAAGAAUGUAGACUUUAGGGAAAAUCUGAUGACCUAUGCCAACCCGGAGAGGAUGCCUUGGUACACCUCCGAUGUUGCCUUCUGGCUGGCGGCUAUAUUGAUGUUGUCCUGGCCUCUGAGGGUGCUGGUGGAGUACCGCACUGCUUAUGUGCACUACCGUAUAGAGAAACUGUUUGGGUUGGAGUACAGCCCCAGCAGUCCCUCUCCUCUGGAUGAAGACAGGCCUUUAAGGAAUAACCCCAGCUGUGUAAUUCCAAGGGUAGACACUUUUGACAGCACUGAGAUGGAGUGGCACAUUCGCUGUAAUCGUCAGGUGAUUCCAAGCUACUCCGAGGCCAUGCUGCUCAACAUGAGCACGGCAGACUCCAACUCACAACAGGACACAGAAAACACCUUGUCCUCAAACUGCUUCCUCCUGGACUCCUCCACUCAGAGCUACGGCGCCCUCCAAAGCCAGGAUGACCCCGAGAGAUGCAGCGAGCCGAGCCGACAAGGAGGAAGGACGAGGACCAUCACCAGCUCCAGCUGUUCCUCCAUCUUCUCCUGCCGUGGAGCGCUAUUCCACUCCCAGCUCUCCUCCAACACAUCUCGCUUCUCCUUGUGCCGCAUGUACGGCUCGCAUCGCACCGUAGCUCUGUGGAGGAGCCAUAGCAGCAACCUGACGGAGCCCUGCUGCGUGGACGAGCAGUGCUGCAGGUCUGACUCAAGUCAGCUGGCACUCAGUGACAGCCCGCCUACUUACAGGGAUGCCCGGUUCUUCCCUGUUCUCAUUGUCCAUCGAUCUGAAGGCUGCGGUAGCGAGGAUGGGAGAGAAGUGAGGCGGUAUUAUAUACGGAGGGGGUCGUCCUGUGUGGAGACAUCUCUGUGAUCACUAUGGGCGGACUCAAAUCAGUAGUACUGAAAGGUGGAAUUACUAAUAUACAAGUUUCUAAUGUCUUUUUUAUAGCUAUAGAAUUGGUACAUCAGUAAAAUGCAAUCAAGUGGGACAUACGUGACACUGAUACAUGAGAACUGCAUCACUUUAACUCCC
Messenger RNA from Cheilinus undulatus (humphead wrasse), 2255 nucleotides. RefSeq names its product transmembrane protein 151B. The transcript has 4 exons. The coding region runs from base 348 to 2093 and encodes 581 amino acids. The record is from RefSeq and is a predicted model, not a curated record. Lineage: Eukaryota; Metazoa; Chordata; Actinopteri; Labriformes; Labridae.